AUGAGCAGAGAACUUAAUGAAAGAUCACUCAAUAUUAGGAGGGCAAUCAAAAAGACUUAUGUUGGAACGCACUCCAGGUGAGUAGAUCUCGUAAAGCAAUCUAAAAGCGAAAACUCCUUUGUAGAAUUGUUGGACAGACGAAUAAUUCUGAAUAUUGAAAAGAAAAAUCAAAGAAUAUUGGGCGUAAGUAUAUUUGGAGGAAUUGUAUCUUGUGUGGCAUCAUAUAAUUAUAUUCUGAAUGGAACUCACAAAGCUUUUAGAAUAGGAAUCUCACUUAUUUAUUUUAUAGUACCAAUAAAGAUUGGACAAAAUGAGUUUAGCAAGUCUUGGACUCUUAGGAGAAUGCUAACCACAAAAUACAAAACCAAAAUUAAUGAAAAUAAACUUCCAUAA
Molecule: messenger RNA, 393 nt
Organism: Blepharisma stoltei
Lineage: Eukaryota; Ciliophora; Heterotrichea; Heterotrichida; Blepharismidae
Source: the annotation of a GenBank genome assembly